Cryptococcus wingfieldii CBS 7118 is the source of this 1950-nucleotide messenger RNA. RefSeq lists its product as hypothetical. Bases 1 to 1950 code for a protein of 649 amino acids. Gene Ontology annotation, molecular function: transcription cis-regulatory region binding. Gene Ontology annotation, biological process: regulation of DNA-templated transcription. NCBI's taxonomy places the organism in Eukaryota, Fungi, Basidiomycota, Tremellomycetes, Tremellales, Cryptococcaceae. The record is from RefSeq and is a predicted model, not a curated record. Gene Ontology annotation, cellular component: nucleus. The transcript has 2 exons.
AUGUCCAGGCAGAUGGGCGACCAGGCCGACUUUGCUGCCCCCGUCCCAGCAGCCCCUCCCGUCCACACACCGGCAACAACACUGCGUGCACCAGCACUCGCCCACCAGACUCCCGACGUGUCCAAGUCCAUCCUCCGCCGCUCCUUCUCUACGCCCGCUCUCAAGUACCCCCACCUCUCUUACCCUCCCUCCUCAGUCCUCUCUGCCGCGUCCUACAACUCGGAAAUGACAGAGGGCAUCACCCGCUACUCGCCAGACAAUACCCCUCGCUCAAGCGCGUCGCGUCCGCAGGGCAGUGGCGCCGCUCACGCGCGUCAGCAUCCUCCUACGUUCGACUCCCCCACGCCCCACAACGUGCAUUACAACUCGUCCGUGCGGAUGGAUGGUAUAUCUGGGGCAGGGGCCAUCGAGAUGGGCGAGCUUUCAGGCAUCCAGCCGCCUGCGACGUUCCCACUGACCGAAUACCCUUACGGGUAUACGCGUCAGGAUCCCGUGCCUCCAGAGGAUGGCGACGAGCUCAACAACCGCUACGCGUACGAAGCCAAUGGUAGCUCGCGAAAGAAGGCUGGCGCACCAUCUUGUAACCCCUGGGACUAUCUUGUCGGGGACCACGUGCCAGAGUUGCUGGACAAUAACCUCGUGGCGCGUAGCGGUGCCGCCAGGUAUGGCGUCGAGGCCAAGCACGGAUGUAAAGUCAGGAGGAGAUUUACCAAGAGGGAGCUGGAGGCCUUGGAGGUGCUUUGGAGUAUCGCCAAAAGCCCUAGCAAGUACGAAAGGCAGAGACUAGGCGCCUGGUUGGGUGUCAAGACCAAACACAUCACUGUCUGGUUCCAAAAUCGCCGGCAGGAGGAGAAGCGUUACACGCGCGGCGAUCAACAAGAACAUGGCAACACGUCGAGAGCCAACCGCGGCACUUUCGACCCCGUCACUGGCAAAUGGCGACCCGUUCCCGCCUCUUGUAUCUCUGGUUUGGAGCCCCCACCAGAGGACAAGAUAUCCGUCGUUCGUGCCAUCAGCGUCGGUGAGGUGACGCGUGAGACGUGGUUGGCCCGAUACCCCUCUGCUACUGGAGGCGGUCCCACCGCAGCUCCUCAGAGCUCCAUGACUGGCUCCCCAUCCAGCGCAUCCUCCAAAAGAGGAACGAAACGACCCGCUCAGCUCUUGUCCGCGCGACUCUCUGGACAAUCUCUGGACGAGGUGCUCCAGGCGCGUGAAAGUGGGUUUGGGUUGGGUGCCGACAAGCGUUAUCGUCGUGGCUCCAAGGGUGCUGCCAUCGAGGGUGAAGGCCAAGAGCGGAACGACAGGAUCCUCUCGCUCAUGCCAAGCGAUCCUCCUAGCAUGGGUCUCACAGAGAUGGACCCUGAAGAGAGCGAUGGAGAUGAUGGGGGUGUGGAUGUGGAGGCGUUGGAGAGAAGAAAGAGGGCGAGGACGCUGAAUGGUCUUGGAAGGGCCACCUCUUUCGACCUGUUUGCUUCUAGCUCUCGGGCCAAGCAGCUUGCCAAGCCGUCUAAAGAGCAAGGCCACGUACUGGGUCAAAUCAACCCAAACCUUUCUAUCAGACCGUCAGCAUCUACCGCUGCUCUGAAGAAACCCACUUUGGAGAGCAUCGCGUCCAGUCAGGCCCAUAGACGUCCUCGGUCGCGGGGCGAUGACCCUCAUAGUUACUCGAGGUUCAAGAAGGAAUUCUCCAGGGCCCAGUCCACCUCUGCCAUCCCCCAGUCUUCUUCUCGAAACGAGAGCAGGCGAACAUAUCAGCCGUCGCAGUUGAAGACGCCCAACUUGGGUUAUGCUCGAUCUCACUCGAUGUCUUCGAGCAGCUCAAAGGUGAUCACGCCAGAGGAUGUAAGGGAACCGAGGCCGGUGGUCAAAUUGGAACCGAGGAAUGAAAAGGACGAGGAGGUGAUUGGGGCAGCUGAAAUGCUCUUGUCUUUGUUUGGUGGGGCGCCUUAG